Rhinolophus ferrumequinum (greater horseshoe bat) is the source of this 923-nucleotide messenger RNA. RefSeq lists its product as uncharacterized. Bases 1 to 729 code for a protein of 242 amino acids. The transcript has 3 exons. NCBI's taxonomy places the organism in Eukaryota, Metazoa, Chordata, Mammalia, Chiroptera, Rhinolophidae. The record is from RefSeq and is a predicted model, not a curated record.
AUGGCGCUUGCAAGCUGUACGUGCAAAAUCCGCAAGGAAUUGCAAGCCUCACCCCCUCUUUUUCUAACCUUUGUCUCUGCAGAGGUGGGCUACAGUCGUCGGCUGCAGGAGUGCGGGGUUCACGGGCGGCCUCGGAACCCACCGGGCGCCCAACUUGGCCCUACGGUGGCUUCGCUCCGGGCGCACCGCUGCCGCCUCCGGAGCCGGUGGGGAGCCCGGAGGGCGGGAGAGCCCGGAAGAAGCCUCAGGCGCCGAGGCCCCCGCUGGCGCCGACACCGCCCGCCAGGAGCAGCCGGCCUGCUCCGGGUGACCGCAACCGCGCGGUUCCGACGCAGCUCGUUCUCCAGCAUGAGCGGGUCCCUGCCGCCCAGAGUGCGUGCAGCCAGGCAGCGCCUAAAGGAUUACAGCAGCCGCCCCGGCCGACCCCCCGCCUCGAGCUCGGCAGUCUCCGGGUUCAGGACCACGAGAGACCGCCGCUGUAAGUACCUUCCCGUUUCUUCCGAAUCGCGAGGAGGCGGUAUUGAUAGCGGGGGAGGUGGUGGGCAAGGGCCGCACCAGGGGAGGGGGCGGGUGGAAGAACGGCCCGGCCUCCCCCGGCCUGGCGCUUGCAGGGGAGCUCGCUUUGGAGGUGGUGGCUCUAAGUUGAGUUCCUGGAAAGAUUUGUGGGGCCUAGUUCACAGUCACCUAACUAAGGAAAUGUGCCGCGGGCUCUCGCCCUUGUCUUCUUGAGCUUCCCUGGACCUUCUGGGCUUUCCCAGGUCUUCCCAGCUCGCACAGGUGCAGCUCUGCCACGGAGUACGCUUCUGUUAAGAGCUUGCAGCUAAUUAGCAGCCCGCCCUAUUAACAAGUUGCGGCGAGUAUUGCCUUCUGCUAGGACCAACCUGCGAAACACCAAGACGACGCGAUCUCCCCCCCGCAGGCCA